Molecule: messenger RNA, 423 nt
Organism: Coccidioides immitis RS
Lineage: Eukaryota; Fungi; Ascomycota; Eurotiomycetes; Onygenales; Onygenaceae
Exons: 1
Coding region: 1-423 (140 amino acids)
Source: RefSeq, a predicted model, not a curated record
AUGGCAACGGGGCGUUUGGGCACGGUUGCAGCCACGCUAUUGGUGCCAACCCCUGGCGAACCCUCCGAUCUGCAUGCUCACUACAUCAUCAGACCGGGCGAGAUUGCAACCCGUCGCGGUCUCAGGAGCUUGAGGAGGAUGUCAAGAUGCGAUAUUUUUGGGCGAUGGGCCCUUGCUGGAGACGGAGAAUCGCUCUGGAAAGGGGAAGAAAGGACCAGCCAUCGGCAGUCCGUGAAUCAGCUCGGCUCUAUUUCGUACUACUGGUGGAUCAUGGGGGAGAUUUCGACAUCAGUGGAAUCCACCUGUGGAGUCUGUUCAGUUCGCUGCAAAGCUGGUUUGUACGGAAGACGCAUCCUACGCAACUCUCCUCCGUGCAUCGGAGGGGUUGCUUCGACCCGUUACGGUUACAUAAAUAAAGGCUGA